Messenger RNA from Didymodactylos carnosus, 1455 nucleotides. Lineage: Eukaryota; Metazoa; Rotifera; Eurotatoria; Philodinida; Philodinidae. The record is from the annotation of a GenBank genome assembly.
AUGCCUUCGGUUAUCAUUCGUAAUCUUGCAAAAAAUUAUGGUGAACGUUUAAAUAUUCCACUCGCAUUUGACGAUCUACUUAAAUUAACCAAUAUUCUCAAACAAGACGAUAAAGAUGAAAGUAUUCGUGCUCAGUUAACUUUUUUGAUGCAUUUAAUCAAGGCCGAUUUAGACGUUCAGUAUGUCAUGGAUUUAAUUGAAAAAGUGCCACAUUUAGUAGUGUGUACUACAUUUACACAACAAAUGAUAGAUUGGUAUACUAUAAUAGAGAAGACACUAAAACAUCCUGAAGUAAGUUGAUCACGAAAGCAACAAAUGAAGAAGAUGGUAUUCGUUUGACAACAAAUACAAAAUGCACUUCUCUUUAGAAGUUGCCAUUUUCAAUCAAAAAACAGAAAUUUUUUUUUCCAUGGAAAUGUAUAGUAUGAACUGUGCUCUUUCAUGUAGAUACAAGAUUAGAACAAACAAGAGUCGCUUUGAGCUUUUGCACAAAAGAGCCCUAUUUUGUGUUUUCCGUCCUUAUAGUAAAGUUUUCGAUAAGAAACGAUUAAGAAGAAAUAAGUUGAGUUCUAUAGGUAAUCGACCAUUAUGAUUAUAAUGGACGUGUUCAGAACGUUGUGAGAGCGUAUGCGUCAUAUGUCAAAUGAAAAAAACGAACUUUGUACGAGAUAACAGAUACUUUUUUAAGUUUUCUGUUUCUCCUUACGUCUAAUUACAAAAAUGAAACAAAUUCACAAGCAGACUUACAAAACAGAAUCAAUCGACACAUCAAACUCGCAGAGAUACAAAAAUUUCAAUUUCGAAUUCAGUACGCAAACUGAAUAUUUCGGCUUUGUAUAGUAACAGUUUUGUAUCUCUGCGAAAACUUGUUCAUUGGUCAGGAAAACUUCUUCACAUAAGGUAACUUAACAGUCAGGCGCCGUCAGAAUGUGUUCGACUGAAAGUUCAUAUUAGAUCUUCAGCAUCCGGUUUUCAGAGAGUCAUCCAAGAAAGGCCUUAGGAUACAAACGAAUAUCAGAUUCCUGAUCAGCGUCAAAAAUUACGAUAGAAAAGUAUAUUUCAAUCAGAAAGCGAUUAGACACUUGGGGUACUUCCCUUGUGAGCUGUUUCUAAAACGUUUCAACUGGAAUCUCUGGACUUCGUUUUUUUAGACUUUUCCAGAAUCCUGAUUUUCCGGAGAGCUUAUUUUUAGGAACUGAGAUAGAAUUUGCAUCUCCUCUGACAGGAAAUUAUUUCAACUAACUUCAGAUUUGUUCUAGUUAUCACAGUUCGAGAAAAAAUUAAGAAUAAAAAGUUAUGAAAAACAGCCGUCAAAAUUAUUCACCCAUCUUGCAAAUUUCUUUUAUUAAGGUUAUUGCUUGUUGAGGAAAGCUGCUAGAAACUUUUUGAUCUCAUCGCGAGAUAGCCCUUAGUUUUUUGUACAUUUCCUAUAAAAUUCAGGUUCUUAUGCCUCGG